Gordionus sp. m RMFG-2023 is the source of this 2118-nucleotide messenger RNA. Its product is annotated as dual oxidase maturation factor 1-like. Gene Ontology annotation, cellular component: endoplasmic reticulum membrane. The record is from RefSeq and is a predicted model, not a curated record. The transcript has 9 exons. Lineage: Eukaryota; Metazoa; Nematomorpha; Gordioida; Chordodea; Parachordodidae. Bases 34 to 1584 code for a protein of 516 amino acids. Gene Ontology annotation, biological process: protein transport.
CAAACAUAUGAUAAAAUAUUAAUUUGAAAAUUUAUGAUUUUUAAAGCAUUUCGCGAAUUCAAUUACCCAACUUUAUAUUCACCUAUUAAAUCAUUAGAAUGCGAUAAUUUUUUAAUAGUUUUUUUAUACUUCUGCGGCUCAUUGAUAUUUUCAUUUUUUAUUAUAUUACCUGGUGUGCGUGGAAAACAAAGAAUAUACACGUUUAUAUAUGGCUGCUUGACGUUGAUGACCGGGAUCUUGAUCAUAAUAUGUAAUUACUCAUACUCUUGGGAAACAGCUUCGAUUAUAACCUCUACCACUUUUAGCGUUGCCUCGAAGAAAAAUAUAAUUUGCCAAAUUUCUGUGCAUAUUGGGUUGCGAGGGUUUAACGUUUCGUUGAAGGGGAUAGACCCAGCCAUAAUUACUCAAUCAAAAAUCAAGUCUAAUCAUAUGAGUCAAUUUUAUCUUAAUGCAAACUCGUCAACUAAUCCGUUAACUAAUGCGUCCCAAAGAUCUAGUCAAAAACACAAUAUCAAUAUCAUUUUAAGCCAUAUACACUAUAACGAAGCUUUCAGGUGGGAAUGGGAACAAGGGGUUCAAAACUAUCAUUCCCCCAUAUCAGGGAAAUUUAUUGGUCAAUAUAACGAGGCGCGAAUAAGAGGCACGCCCACACCCAUACUCUGGGUCGCACAAUAUUUUUUAAUGGAUGCUGAAAAAAUUAGAUGGGGUAGACAUUAUCGUUUAGCCGGUUAUUAUAGCCAUAUAUUGAUUUGGCUCUCCCUGCCAUUUUGGUUACUUGCAAACAUUUUGGUGUACAUAUGUAUUAAAUACAGUGGCUUCUUUUGGAUAUUGACUGGUCUAAGUUUAUUAACAGCAAAUUUUGUGUUUUGGUUAGUCAAAUGUCCUGUUCCAUUACACAUACACUUAGGCGAUUCAAUUUUACAAUUUUCAUUUGGAAUCAGUUUUUGGACUACGUUCUAUUUAGGUAUCCAAUCAAUUAUGAUUGGACUAGCAAUCGUUUUUGCAGAUUCCAAAUGUUAUGCUCAUUUAAUGGCUUUUUUUGGAAUAGACGUUCUGCAAGAAUAUGAGGAUUAUUUAGCAGACCCUAUCGAAUUAGGUAUGCAACAUAAAGAUGAUAUAAGCGAUAUUGACAAGUGUGAAAAUCGACUUGAAAAGAAUGGCACAUUUAAUAAAUAUGAUAAUGCAAUAGACAAGGAUAAUGUUGAUAUUGAAAUGAAUGGGAAAUGUAACAUGCUCAAAAAUAAUUUAAAUCAUGGUUUGAAGGGUGUCUCGGAUUCGCUUUGCUCUUUUAAUGAUCCCAAAUUCCAUUCACUAAAUUUUGCAAAUGAUCUUUGUUACUCAUCAAAAUUAUCACAUUUCGAACCAUUUACACAGAUUCCAGUUUUGCGUAAAAGAGGCACAUCACAUUCGUUUUUUUAUAGGAAAAAAUUUUCUAGUAAAAAAUCAAGUUUAAUUUCUUCCAAAUCUGUUCCUAUUCACCUUUCUAAUAAACCAGAUUUCAACAUCGAAGAAUUAACAGAAAAGCAUGAAAUUUUUGGGGAGGAUACAAUCUUAAAUAGUCCGUCUUAUAAAUCUUAUAUAUAGUUCAAAUCGACAAAUUACGAAAAUGUUGUCACAAAUUAAAAAUGAAACUUAAAAUUAUUCUAUAAUUUUUAUGAUUAUAUCAAAACUAUGUAUUUAUUAUGUAUACAUUUUUUACAAAACUAUUUAUUCCAACAAUGCAAAUUUAUUUUAUAAUCAUAUUUUUUUUUUAUAAGAAUCAAAUAUUAUUGUAAAAUAAUGCGUGUAAUAUCACAUGAGUGAUUUGGAAUUAUUAUAAUAUUUAUAAAAUCAUUACAAAAAAUUAAUUAUAUUCAAUGAUGAAACAACCUUUCGUGGGUAAAAACCAAAGUUAUUCCAUAAUUAUUGCAAGCAUCUAUAACAGAUUUGUCAUUAUUAGAACCUGAUGGAGCUGCAAUGUACUCAACGCCAGACUAAAUAUUUUUUUAGUAAAGAAAUUUAUAACGUAUAAAACUUAAUAUAAUAAGCCGUUUACCGAGGGAUUAGAAAUUUAAAACUGAUACCCUAAUUUAAAAGGCUAAAACGUUAUUAAUUAUUCGUGUAAAUUGUUAAUAAAAU